Gymnodraco acuticeps is the source of this 4986-nucleotide messenger RNA. Its product is annotated as hemicentin-1-like. Bases 180 to 4484 code for a protein of 1434 amino acids. The record is from RefSeq and is a predicted model, not a curated record. Lineage: Eukaryota; Metazoa; Chordata; Actinopteri; Perciformes; Bathydraconidae. The transcript is spliced from 20 exons. Gene Ontology annotation, biological process: cell adhesion. Gene Ontology annotation, molecular function: integrin binding.
AGGGAGAGAGAGAGUAUACCUACCAGUGUGCUGGCUGUGUUCCUCUCUCUGCUCUCUCCUCUGAAUGUACUUCAUUGGUUUAUUACGGACCGGACACUGCAGCCCAGGAGAGAAGCCGAGCAGAGCUGGGAUAAACCACAGAAGGGACAUUAUUAAAAUCCAAUGAGUAAACAACGGAAAUGAGUGAGAGUACAUCAUUUAUUCGAAUCUUCGUGGGGGUCCUGCUCAGUGCGACAGCUGCAGGUGUAUUUACCUCCUGUCCCAUUGAGUUGAGCCCCCCCAGUGUUGUGGUGAGAUAUGGAGACUCGGUGUCAGUCAACUGCAGCACAUCGGAGAGCCUAUUUGAUGGAAUUGGCUGGGAGGCUUCACAAGGAGGCAAAAGUCUAGAGAGUGUCACCCAUAUGGCCUGGACAGUGGAGAAGCUAACAGAAUGGACAAUUUCUCCCUCAUGCUACAUCAACCCGUUCCCGGAGAGUUCCUUUCAGCAGUGUCUCAAGAACCCUAAAGUUGUACUUUACACAUUCCCAGAAAACAUCAGUCUCAGCUCCAGCAGUGGCCCACUUAUGGAGAUGUCUGAAGGGGAGAAACAUAACUUCACAUGUGACAUCCAGAAUAUAGCUCCUGUUAUAAAUCUCACCGUAAAGUGGUACAAAGGAGAUGAAAUGGUCUAUGAAGACACUUUUAAAGAUCCCAGUAAGGAACCAGUGAAUCAGUCAUCUAUAUUUAGCUUCAUACCGACCAGACAAGACAACAGAGUAACAUUCAGAUGCGAGGCACACUUGGACCUCCGACCUGAAGGUCCACAACUAAAUGCAUCUUCACAAGAGUAUAAUAUUACAGUAUUUUUUGGACCAGAGGUUCAAUGUGCUGCUGUACUGGAAGGAGAAACAUUGGAAAGAAGAUGCUCUGUAAUGGGAUAUCCUAUACCGACGGUCACAUGGUCGAAAAAUGGAACAUCCAUAGAACCGACCGAGCCUUUGAGCAGGGAGAACGCAGGCAUGUACUUCGCUGUAGCUGAAGGCGCUGAAUCAACCACAACGGAACACUGGAUUGUUGUGUGGUAUAAACCAGAGUUGAAGUGUCCGAGCAAUUACACUGCACUGGAGGACGCUCCUCACAACCUCUCAUGCACUGUUGAGGGCUUUCCUAAACCUGAGGUUAUGUGGUUUAAAGAUGAAGACGAGGUGGCCCUUCCAGAAAGCUUGACAAGAAGUGAUACAGGACAGUAUGUGAUCUCAGCUUCAAACAAUCUGUCAAGUAUCAACGUCACAGUGGAGAUAAAUGUCGUAUACCCACCAUCCCAGAUAGUCGAGCUUGAAGACUCAGAAGUUGAUGUUGGUUCCGAUGUGUGGUUGAAGUGCUCCUCAACGGGGAACCCACGACCAAACUAUCUCUGGGAUUAUUAUCAGACUGCCAAUGUGGUGGAGGAAAAUGAAGAUGGAGUGUCCCGUCUGCACAUCCAUAACGCUACUGUAUACAACAAGGGCUCCUACACAUGUCACGCCUGGAAUGACAGAGGAAAUGUCUCUAAAACAGCCACAGUCACGGUAAAAGGUGCCGGGCAAGAAUGCCCCAUCGAAAUAACUCCGGAGAGGAUGGUGGUACAAUACCAAGACAGAGAGCAACGUGCGACAUGUAAUGCAACAUCAACCGACCACCCUCAUGCGAAAGAAAUCUACUGGCAGGUUCUGCAUGGUGACAAAAUUGACAGCUCGAGUUGGUCUGUUGACACCUAUAAAGACUGGGACCCAAAGCCUGUUUGUACUGCAAUAUUUAAUGUACGAGGAAUGUGCCAGAAACAUUUAAACUUCACCCUCUACAAAACACCAGACAAUGUCUCCGUUUCUACUGUGGAUAACUUGAGCUCAGUGGUGGAUGACAAGGAGUUCCAGCUGCAGUGUGACAUUACCAACGUUGCUCCUGCAGGGAACCUCGUUGUGCAGUGGUACCGAGGGAAUACAACCUUACCAAAAGGUUCACUGCGAGUGAGUGGCUGCCUGCCUGAGAACAACACAAAUUGUGACAUCAAGACUGUCCGGUCCCCGCUGAACGUGUCGUCUACCAUCAGCUUCACUCUGAACAGAAAUGACAAGAGCGCAGAGUUCAGAUGUGAAGCGAUAUUGGAUCUUGGAGCUGAAGGACCAAAGCCUCGUCCAAACAUGAUGUCCAGUCCUCUGAACAUCACCGUCUACUAUAAGCCCAGCAUUAAUACCACAAAGCUUCCAAAGAGGAUCCCAGUGUUCAGAGGUUAUCCUGAAGAGCUUGUCUGUGAAGCCGAGGGUCACCCCCCUCCGGAGAUCGAGUGGCUGUACAGCGAAGACAAAGUGCCCCACAAGUCUGGAGACACACUCAUCGUGUAUGAAGCCGGCCGCUACACAUGCAACGCCACGAAUGAAGUGGAUUCCACCUAUCAUGCAGUGGAAGUGAUUUUAAAAGGAAAGCCUGUGAGUUCCUCCUGUGAAAUUGAAUUCAGCCCUCCCAAAGUUGUGGUGAGAUUUGGAGACCCCUUCUCGCUCAACUGCAUCUCAACAUCCAACCAGAUCGAUUCAAUGGGCUGGGAGGCUAUUUACGGAACAGGUACAGGACUACAGGAUGGGGUAUCUUCAGUUGCCUUAAAAAUAGACUCUGUGAAGGACUGGAAAAUGGAACCUCAGUGCUUCGUUAAUCUCGAAAAUGGUGUUCAGUGUUCAGAAACCCUAAACUUCACAGUUUACAAAAUGCCGGACUUCAUCUCUCAGCCAAGUCAAAUGGACCCCAUGGUCGAGGGUGAAAAGUAUCGCUUGCAGUGUGACAUUGUAGAUGUUGCACCAAUAAGACACCUCUUUGUGGUCUGGCACAUAGGAAAUACUAUAAUCUAUAAAGACUCAUUUAAUGAUGACACUACAUUUCCAGUCAAUACUUCAUCCGUCUUAAAUCUGACUGCUCAAAGAGGCUAUAACGGAGCUCAGGUCUGGUGUGAAGCAAAUAUGUUAUUUUCACCACCGGUACAAAGCCUUCCCAAGAUCCAGUCCAAGCCUCAAAAACUGAUUGUACUGUACUCGCCAACCUUCACCAAGCCCGAAAAUGAGACGUUUGAACUCUCAGCUAGGAAUAAAAUAAUGUUGAAUUGCACUGCUACAGGAAACCCAAUGCCGGUAUACAGCUGGGGUUUCGCACACCCAAUACAACAGACGAAGAAGAAUGACAGUCAGCUCAUUUUGACCCCAUCCAUUCGGCUUCCAGGGACCUACAACUGCACAGCGUCUAAUACCCAGGGCUCCAGCACCAAGUAUUUCACAGUCAUCGAAGCUCCAAGGAACCGCACUACCUUUGCAGCCUUGGUUGGAGGAUUUGUGUUCCUGGGAGCCGUGCUCUUCAUUGGCGGUCUUCUUUUUGUGAAACCUGAUGGCACGUUUUCUUUCAGCAAACUUCCCACUCUGCUGUCAGAGACACACUUUUCCUGUCUGAAGUCUGUGUCCUGCACGAAAGCUGACUCUAACCCAGUUCCCUGCAGAGUUGCCAAGCUUGUACAAGUUGGAAUUUGUUUCUCUCUCUCGCCCCUGAAUCGACGGCUCAGUGCACAAGAUAACAUGGGAAUCACAUUUUUUAGAUGGAUUCUGACACUUUGCAUGAUUUACUCCGUGUCAGGUGAAGGUUGCUCCCUGGUCCUGAAGCCCUCCAGGGUGGUGGUGGGCUUUGGGGAGCCGGUGUCGGUCAGCUGUGAGGCCACUCGCCCGGUUCGGGUCCUGGGCUGGGAGUCUGUCAUCAGUGCUGCACACACUCAACAGGACCUGUCCGUCCAGUGGAAAGUAGACAGCCUCAUUGAUUGGAUAGAGGAGCCUAUCUGUUAUGGUGUGUUUUUCACAGCUCCCAGACAGUGUGAGGAAAAACUCAACCUUGUCCUCUACAAAACCCCAGAUAGUGUCUCCAUCAGGCCUGUGAACCACUCUGGCCCCAUGGUGGAGGGAAAAGAGUACCAGUUACUCUGCGAGGUUCAAAACAUUGCUCCGGUUCAAUACCUAACCCUGAGGUGGUACAAGGGGCAGACUGAGGUAUACAACCACUCCUUCACUGAACUCACAUCAUCAUCUCCUGUCCAAGUGUCGUCUAUCCUCAUGGUCACACCAACAAAAGCCGAAAAUGGAGCACAGUACAGGUGCGUAGCGGAGCUGGAGCUCGGACCAGAGGGACCACAGCCCCCCCCCACUGUGACCUCGGAGCCUCUCAAUGCCUCUGUGUACUUUCCUCCUACUUUCCUCGAUCCGGUACCAGCGGUCUUGGACCUUACAGUAGGUGCUGAAAUGACCUUAAACUGCACCGCCACAGGGAACCCUAUGCCCGUGUACAGCUGGCAAUCCUCCAAUCCCAUUCCCGAGAGGAUGGGCGAUGAAGCAGCUCUUACCUCCUCCUCACUGCUGCCAGGGACCUACACAUGCACAGCCUCCAAUACACUGGAGAAGAAGAGCAAGCAGUUUAUCAUCAAGGCCAAGACCAAAGGUGUUUGAAACAGGAAAUCCUGAGAAGGGCUCAGAUGACAACAAUGGACAUACAAGGAGAAUCCAACAAUGGGGAUUUUACUGCUGCUGCUUUGGAGAUGGAAAUGACCUUCAUGACUCAACAGAUAUUUAUGAGGAUCUUGCUAUCAGGCAGGAUUAGAUCUCAAUUAAAAACAAUAUAUUUGAUAUACUUUGUUUGGUAACUGUUGUUUAAACUGUCAGUAUUUUAACAUGAAAGUGUUCGUGAGAUAGAUUGGUUAUUUAGGAUAUAGUUAUGCUUUCAAUGUGAUAUCCUUUCUCUAAUUUAUAUAUUUGCUAGAUCUAUUUUCGUAUUAAUGAAAUUAUCGUGUAAUCUUACCAAUGUGUAGCUACUCUUGAUAUAAAAUGAUGACGACAUUAUCAUUAAUGUAUGCUGGAAAUUAAUUAGGGAACGUUAAAGAUCAACCGGCCAUUACUGUAAAUAUGAAUUGUUAAUUUUCUUAUCUUUAUGAAUAAAAGUUAAAUGAAAAAA